This is a messenger RNA of Scedosporium apiospermum, 1128 nucleotides long. RefSeq lists its product as uncharacterized. The transcript has 3 exons. Bases 1 to 1128 code for a protein of 375 amino acids. NCBI's taxonomy places the organism in Eukaryota, Fungi, Ascomycota, Sordariomycetes, Microascales, Microascaceae. The record is from RefSeq and is a predicted model, not a curated record.
AUGAGGGUGACGGUGGCGGUGUCAAAGAACAACAUCCAACUACCCCAACUCCCGCCCGAUAGCAAUUGCCCCUGUUUUCUUUCCAACCUCGAGUUUUGUUUCUGCGAUUACUGGCUUGAGCGACGAUUCAGUCCUCCGGUUAACGACCCGAUCACGACCACAACAGCAUCAUCAUCAACCACGACGUCGACAACAACAUCCACCCCCGAGAGCCUCCCCACGCCGUUCACAAUUCCUUUCUCCGAAUUCUGCGUGGAUCUCGAUCCGGAACCGGAUCCGUGUCCACCUCCUCCCCAACCUCAGCAAACGGCAGCGCCGACAGCAUCCCUAAUCCCGAUCGCACCGGCACCGGCACCGACACCAAUUCACAUUGCACCAGCGCCAGCGCCAUCGCCAGGGCCAGCGAUAACGGCAUCGACAGUUACCGUCACAGCCACAGCGCUGACCACGGCACCAGCGCCAGUCACCCUAGGAUCGCAUACGGCCUCGCCGCUCCUGCCGACGACCGUAUUCGACUUCGACUUCACCGACCCGUCGUAUGGGUACAACACGUCGCCGGCGCUCUCGUCGUCGACCUCGUCACCAUGGAUUCCAAUCUCUGCCACGGCGUCACCACACGGCAGCGCCGUCUCCUAUUCUUCGUUCGGCUCUCCGAUGCCAGAUCUAGAGCUAAACCUCGCGGAGAGCCCUGCGGGAAACUACGUCUUGUCGCCGGCGGCUAGUACGUCCAUGUCGUGGCCGGCUCAACUUAAUGCUGGUUACGGUCUCGGAUUUACUACUACUACUACUACCCGCCCGCCGACCCUCAUUACGCGGUCCAACGUUGUCGGCCAAGACACAAGUGGCUCCGCCUCGCAGUGCGACGUCUGCUCGCUCUCCUUCCCCACCCGGAAAGAGCUCAAGCGUCACCAGAGCGUAGCCCACGAGAAAGGUCUGGCCUUCAAGUGCCGCAUCGAGGGGUGCAUCAAGGCACGCACGGGUCACGUCUACAACAGGCGCGACAACUUUGUGCGGCACCUCAAGACGGCGCACGCGGACGCGGAGGAUUUCGACGUCGAGGAGAUGGUCAAGAGGUGUGGGUUUGUGAGGGGCGCCGAGGGAGCGAAGGAUAUACGGCGUAGGAAGUAA